Zonotrichia leucophrys gambelii is the source of this 770-nucleotide messenger RNA. RefSeq names its product zinc finger HIT-type containing 1 (gene ZNHIT1). Lineage: Eukaryota; Metazoa; Chordata; Aves; Passeriformes; Passerellidae. The transcript is spliced from 5 exons. The record is from RefSeq and is a predicted model, not a curated record. Gene Ontology annotation, biological process: chromatin remodeling. Gene Ontology annotation, cellular component: Swr1 complex. Bases 45 to 509 code for a protein of 154 amino acids. Gene Ontology annotation, molecular function: nucleosome binding.
GUGAGGGCGGAAGUGAAGGGAGGGCGACCGGAAGUCGCCUCACGAUGGGGGAGAAGAAAACGUCGGCCCGCGUUCCUGAGGGGGCUCCGCGGCGGGUCCUGGACGCGCCUGCGCGGCAGCGGCGCCUUCACCGCCAGCUGGAGGCGCUCGAGAGCGACAACUUCGGGGACGAUCCCCAGGCGGGGCUGCCCCGGCCCGGGAAGCGGCUCCCGAACUUCAGCGACACCGCCGAGACCGGCAAGAAGAAGAAGAAAACUCGGGGGGAUCAUUUCAAGCUGCGCUUCCGCAAAAACUUCCAGGCCCUGCUGGAGGAACAGAACCUGAGCGCAGCCGAGGGCCCCAAUUACGUCUCGGCCGGGGCCGCCCCGUCCCGGCUGCCCCAGCGCCAUUUCUGCGCCGUCUGCGGCUUCCCCUCGGGCUACACCUGCGUCACCUGCGGGGCCAGGUACUGCUGCACGCGCUGCCUGGGCACCCACCAGGACACCAGGUGCCUGAAGUGGACGGUGUGACCCCGCCCCCAAUAUGGCGGCUGUGGCCACGCCCACAAGAUGGCUGCCGUGAUGUCACCCCAAAAUGGCCUCCGUGAGCGCGUCUUUGUUUGGUCCCCCUCCUAAAAUGGCCGCCAUGGUUCCACCCACAAGAUGGCUGCUGUGACUCCACCCCCAAGAUGGCCGCCAUGGCUCCACCCCCAAGAUGGCUGCUGUGACUCCACCCCCAAGAUGGCCGCCAUGGUUCCACCCCCAAAAUGGCCGCCAUGGCUCCACCCCCAA